This is a messenger RNA of Oreochromis aureus, 1407 nucleotides long. RefSeq lists its product as uncharacterized. Bases 1 to 1242 code for a protein of 413 amino acids. NCBI's taxonomy places the organism in Eukaryota, Metazoa, Chordata, Actinopteri, Cichliformes, Cichlidae. The record is from RefSeq and is a predicted model, not a curated record. Gene Ontology annotation, biological process: cell surface receptor signaling pathway. Gene Ontology annotation, molecular function: transmembrane signaling receptor activity. The transcript has 9 exons.
AUGACAACAGGAAGUGAUGAAAUCAUAGCCCGAGGUCUCUGUCUGCUGCUCAGACCACACAUGCCCAGUCGACAUCCAGACACCAUGAAGGUGGCCCCUCUGCUCGUCCUCCUCGGUGUGUGUGUGCUGCUGCAGUCUGCACUGACUGUUUCUGCAGUGUCUCUGUCUGUCAGCCCAAACCUUCAGCAGUUCUUCAGUGGGACUUCUUCAGUGUCUCUGAGUUGUGUUGAUGAUGGACAGACAGUUGAUGGAUGGACAGUGAAGAGGACCAGAGGAGGACUCACUGAGGACUGUGGAGCAGCUGCAGGUUUUCGGGAGUUUAAAAGUUACUCCUGCAUCCUCUCAGACAUCUCCGAGUCAGACUCUGCAGGUUACUGGUGUGAAACCAGUUCUGGACAGAGGAGUGAUCAGAUCAACAUCACUGUAACUGAAAAACAUCUUAUCCUUGAGGUUCCUGCACUUCCUGUGAGGACAGGAAGUGAUGUCACACUGCGCUGCAGACAAAGGAAUGGUGACACAGUUCAGGGUUAUUUCUCCAUCAAAGGAAGUUCUGUUGGUCCUAAACGAGAGCACAGCAUCACUAACAUCACACAGGCUGAUGAAGGUCUUUACUGGUGCUCUACUGAUGACGGUGGAAAGUCUCCUCAGAGCUUUCUGAGGGUCAGAGAUCCUCAUCCUCCUCAAAACCCAUCUCCCUCCUCUCCUCCUGUAAACUCUCCUCUUUCUUUUACUCUUUCCAUUCACCCCCCAGCCUCCUCCCCCACUCCUCCCUCUCUCCUGGUCACAGUUGUAGCAAGUCUCGUCUCUGUGGUUGUCUUGGUUCUAGUUGUGGGUGGAGUUCUGUUCUUCUGCAGGGAAAUCAAAGGAGGUCGGGGAGCAGACCUGUGGAGGUGUGGAGGUGACGGCUGUCUGAGACGGAGCGUCUGCCUCUGCUGCCUGUUUCUGCUGACUGCUGCAGGUGUGUGUGUGCUGCUGGUGAGGGGUUUUUUUAUUUUUUCUAUAGGUCCUCCACUUCUUUUUUCUGAGUCUGUGCUCAGACUCUUCUGCCAUCUAGUGGUCUUCUGUCUGUACUGCAUCUCUACUGGUCUGCUGCUGUCCGUCUGCUGUAGCAGGAAGACACGGGACAAACAACCUGUUUCCAUGGAGAUGACCCAGCGUGAUGGAGAAGGUCAGCAAUUGCAGCCAUUGGAUGAAGAGUGUGAUGACUUUACUGCUAAUGUCACCACUGAGCAUGCCUUCUGAGCUGCAGAGGCUGUUUUGCCAUGAAGUUGUGUUUGCUUUCAUGGUGGAUGUUCCUGAGUGUUCCUGGAUUCAUGUAUUCAUAACUUUGAUAUGUAGCUGCUGAAGGUGAAUUCUUUAAAUGACUCCAACCUCUGCUGGGCUGUGUAUGAGCAAACAAACAUCUUA